Molecule: messenger RNA, 1035 nt
Organism: Aureobasidium pullulans EXF-150
Lineage: Eukaryota; Fungi; Ascomycota; Dothideomycetes; Dothideales; Saccotheciaceae
Product: thymine dioxygenase
Exons: 3
Coding region: 1-1035 (344 amino acids)
Molecular function (GO): dioxygenase activity
Source: RefSeq, a predicted model, not a curated record
AUGUCUUCCUCAAUCUCGAUAGAAUCCGGUAUCCCUAUCGUGAACUUUGCAGGCUGGAACGAUGAGCAUCGGCGUCGGCAGAUAGCCCAAGAUCUUGUCAUCGCAUGUCAUGAUGUUGGGUUCGUGUACAUCAUCAAUCAUGGCAUCCCAGAGGCGGUCAUGGACGAAGCUUUCGACUGGACCAAGAAGUUAUUUGACCUGCCUCACGACCAGAAAAUGCUUGCACCACAUGCUCCUGGGCCGGAUGUGCAUCGAGGAUACUCAUAUCCGGGUCUCGAAAAAGUGUCUCAAGUGUAUGGAAGAGAUGCAGAUGAUGAGAAUAUCAGCAAAGCUUUGAGAGAAGUCAAGGACUGCAAAGAAAGCUACGAGAUCGGGAGCGAAAACAACGCUUUCAUGCCAAAUGUAUGGCUUCCUGAAGACACUCUCCCUGGCUUCGGCGAGUUCGGCUUGUCCUUCUACUGGAGAUGCAAUGCAGUGGCUCAAACGAUUCUCACUGCCUUAGCCAUAGGAUUGGAGCUUGACAGCGCAGACGCGUUGACAAAGGUGCACUCUGGUAAUUACAAUCAGUUGCGUCUACUCCAUUAUCCGGCCAUCAGAGCGGAAGAGCUAGAGAAACAGACGUCGGCAAGAAUGCCAGCUCACACAGAUUGGGGCUCCAUCACACUCCUCUUUCAAGAUGACUGCGGUGGUCUCCAAGUUGAGGACCCAAACGAGAAGGGCAAAUUCACUGAUGCUACACCAAUCAAGAACGGGCUCAUGAUGAAUGUAGGAGAUAUGCUGAUGAGGUGGAGCAAUGCACUAGACUACCUCAAGUCGACAUUACAUCGAGUGACACUGCCACGAUUAUCCGACAGGUUCGAGGGUGAGGAGAGGUUGACGCGAGAAAGAUAUUCAAUUCCGUAUUUCUUGACGCCAGACAUGGAUACGGUAGUGCAGUGCAUGGAUGAAUGCAAGAGUUUGACCGGACCUCCGAAGUAUGAGCCGAUCAAGGCGGGAGAGUAUCUGACGAUGAGGGCAAAGUUGCAAUACGAGUGA